This is a messenger RNA of Manihot esculenta (cassava), 1828 nucleotides long. Its product is annotated as mitogen-activated protein kinase kinase kinase 20. The record is from RefSeq and is a predicted model, not a curated record. Bases 184 to 1236 code for a protein of 350 amino acids. Gene Ontology annotation, molecular function: ATP binding; protein kinase activity. The transcript has a single exon. NCBI's taxonomy places the organism in Eukaryota, Viridiplantae, Streptophyta, Magnoliopsida, Malpighiales, Euphorbiaceae. Gene Ontology annotation, biological process: protein phosphorylation.
CUUCAGCCACUAGUUCGCUGUGACUUGUGUUCUCUGUUCUCUCUUUCUUUCCCUCAAAGAAAAUAAAACUCAAAACCCACAAGCAGAGGAAACCAGGGCAAGAAGAAGAAGAAGAAGAAUUCUCUAAUUCUUUUCUUUUUUUCUGAGAUUUCUUGUAAUCAUCGGCUUGUGAUUCUUUCACCCAUGGAUUGGUUUCGCGGAGAUUGUAUUGGUUGUGGUAGCUUUUCCACUGUUAAUUUGGCAAUUCCCAGGAGUAUCUCUGCUCCUUUAAUGGCGGUGAAAUCUUGUGAUGUUUUUGAAUCUUCUUUGCUUGAGAAUGAGAAGGAUGUCUUGACUCAACUUGGGAAUUGUGAGCAUGUCAUCCAGUGUUUCGGCGGUGAUCAGAGUGUUGAAAACGGGAAGAUGUUGUAUAAUUUGCUGUUAGAGUAUGCUUCUGGCGGUAGUUUAUCUCAUUUGGUAAAGAAAUCUGGUGGUUGCUUGCCGGAAUCGGAUGCCAGACGCUACACGAGAUCGAUAUUAAAGGGUCUUCAUUAUAUUCACGCCAAAGGGUUUGCUCACUGCGAUAUAAAGCUUCAGAAUAUUUUGUUGUUUGAGAAUGGGGAAGCGAAGAUUGCAGACUUCGGAUUGGCGAAGAAAACAGGGCAAAAGCAGAGUGGGGAACAAGGAAGAAUCGAAUUUCGAGGAACUCCUCUGUAUAUGUCGCCGGAAUCAGUUAACGAAAACGAAUACGAUUCACCGUGUGAUAUUUGGGCACUUGGGUGUGCGUUGGUUGAGAUGGUGACCGGAAAACCGGCAUGGAAUUGCAAGCAGGAAACAAACGUAGCAGCCUUGUUGAUUCGAAUUGGAGUAGGCGAUGAAUUGCCAGAAAUCCCUCAAGAAUUGUCUAAAGAAGCGAAGGAUUUUCUAUCAAAGUGUUUUGUUAAAGAUCCUAAAAGGAGAUGGACGGCUGAUAUGCUAUUGGAUCAUCCUUUUGUUGCUAAUGAAACUACUGUUCCAUUGACGGAACAAUUUUCUCCGCCAUCAUCAUCCCCAAGAUGUCCAUUUGAGUUCCCAGAGUGGGUUUCAGUCCCAUCUUCAUCUCCAAAGUCAGAAUUAUGGUCUAACAAGGAAGUGGAAUCAAGAUUCGAUUGGUCCUCUUUGUCAUAUUCACCGUCACCGGCAGAGAGACUCCGGCAGCUGGGGAGUGAUCAAGGCUGCAAUUGGUCUUUUUCUGAGAGUUGGGUCACUGUAAGGUGAAUUCAAAACCAACAAUUCAGAAUAUUUUUUUAAUUCUUCUGGUCACAUUCUAACUAUUGAGAUUCCAAUGAUUUUCAAUGGUGAAGAGUGAUAAAUUUUUGGCGAUUGUAAAUGGAUAGGAAGACAGAGGGAAAUUGUAUUUAGCAGAUGAGUUUUAGAUUAUUGAAUAGCCGUGAUUGGUGGCCGUGAGUGGCCAAAGUGUACAGAAUAUUUCUUUCUUAAAACCCCUUUUAUUGAAAUACAGAGAAAAUUACCUUCCCGAGAAAAAGAAUUUGUUAAAUUGCCAAACAGGCAUAGAACAGAGUGCGUGGUAAUGGUGGAUAUCAUCUUUAUGGGUUUUAGUAUAAAUCAAGGUAAUUUAUUAAAUCCUGGAAAAAAAAAAAUCCCUGUCCUGCCUUCACUGAAACCAGGAGGAAGCUUUUCUUAGAAUGAUUAAUCUUGUACUUGGAUAAGAACUGGGAAGGAAGUGUUUUCUGUUUAUUUCUUUUUUUUUUUUUUAAGUAGAGAAUUGGGGAAGUAGCCGGAUCUAUAUGGGUUAGCUGUAAUUUUUUUUCAUAUAGAUCUAAAUAAAUGUGAUAUUAUAAAUUUAAAC